Molecule: messenger RNA, 3147 nt
Organism: Penicillium cataractarum
Lineage: Eukaryota; Fungi; Ascomycota; Eurotiomycetes; Eurotiales; Aspergillaceae
Gene: cym1
Product: pitrilysin family metalloprotease cym1
Exons: 2
Coding region: 1-3147 (1048 amino acids)
Biological process (GO): protein processing
Cellular component (GO): mitochondrial matrix
Molecular function (GO): metal ion binding
Source: RefSeq, a predicted model, not a curated record
AUGCUACGCUCAACUAUGGGCCUGGGCAGAGCCCGGGUCCCGUCUUUGCGACAACCGGUUCCUGGCCGUUUCUCUAGGCUCAACCCGGUGGUUCCACGGCCAUUUGGGGCAAUGAGGCUGGCAUCCACAGUCACUGACCUUGAAAGCUUCCCUGCCGUCGGUGAGAAGCUUCAUGGAUUUACCGUUCGGGAGAAGAAGCAUGUUCCGGAGCUCCACCUGACUGCAGUGCGGCUCACCCAUGACAAAACCGAUGCGGACUACCUUCAUGUGGCUCGGGAUGACAAGAACAAUGUGUUUGGUAUUGGUUUCAAGACCAAUCCUCCUGAUGCGACGGGUGUACCGCAUAUUCUGGAGCACACCACCCUUUGUGGAAGUGAGAAGUACCCUAUUCGCGAUCCCUUCUUCAAGAUGCUUCCUCGUUCUCUCUCAAACUUCAUGAAUGCCUUCACCUCCUCUGACCACACCACAUACCCUUUCGCGACUACCAACUCCCAAGACUUCCAAAACCUUCUAUCGGUAUACCUUGAUGCGACUCUUCACCCCCUUCUCAAGGCAGACGAUUUCCGACAGGAGGGCUGGCGGUUGGGCCCCGAGGACCCGCGUGCUUUCCUCCCUGCAGAGGGACAGCCGGAGAAGAAGGCCCAAUUGGAAGACAUUGUGUUCAAGGGUGUUGUUUACAAUGAGAUGAAGGGCCAGAUUUCGGAUUCCAACUACCUCUACUACAUUCGCUUCAAGGAGAGCAUUAUCCCGGCUCUCAACAACUCAGGCGGUGACCCAGAGUAUAUCACCGACCUCACCCACCAGCAGUUGACGGAGUUCUCGAAGCGCAACUACCACCCAAGCAACUCCAAGAUUUUGACCUAUGGAGAUAUGCCUCUUACCCGUCACUUGGAACAGAUUGGAGCUGUCUUGGAUGGUUUCAACAAAGGAGAAGCUGACACCGAAGUGAAGCAGCCUCUUGAUCUGAGCCAAGGCCUGAAUAUCACAGUACCUGGACCUAUCGACACCUUUUCGAGCGAGGAUAAGCAACACAAGACAUCCACAUCUUGGUACAUGGGAGAUUCAACGGAUACCGUUGAGACCUUCUCCGUCGGAAUCAUUUCCUCCCUCUUCCUCGAUGGAUAUGGCUCGCCCAUGUAUCGGGCUCUGAUUGAAAGCGGCUUGGGCUCCUCCUUCACCCCCAACACCGGCUUGGAUUCCUCUGGCAAGGUCCCGAUCUUUUCCAUCGGUGUCACUGGUGUCAGUGAAGCGGAGGCUCCCACUGUGAAAGACGUGAUCCAGAAGGCUUUCCGGGAGUCCGUCCAGGCUGGAUUCAGCGAAGAGAAGGUCCGUGGCUUCCUCCACCAGUUGGAGCUUUCUCUCCGUCACAAGACAGCGAACUUUGGCAUUGGAGUUAUGGAGAAGACCAUUUCGUCCUGGUUCAACGGCGCCAACCCGAUGAAGGAGCUGGCUUGGAAUGACGUUAUCGAGGAGUUCAAGAGGAGGUAUGAGAAGCCCGGUUAUCUGGAGUCUCUGGUGGAGAAGUACCUUCUCAAUGAUCGUUGUAUGACGUUCACGAUGGUUGGAUCUCCGACCUUCAAUAAGGAGCUUGAUCAGAAGGAGGUUGUGCGCAAGGACAAGAAGCUUGCUCAGCUCAUUGAGGAGCAUGGCUCAGUUGAAAACGCUGUGGCUAAUCUCACCACCGCAGAGCUUCAGCUGUUGAAGGUUCAAGAGGAUGCUCACAACGCCGAUUUGAGCUGCCUUCCCACCCUGCGAGUCAAGGACAUCUCCCGCGAGAAGGAGCGUAAGCCCGUCCGCGAGUCGAAGAUUGACGAUACGGAAGUCGUCUGGCGUGAGGCUCCCACCAAUGGUUUGACCUAUUUCCAGGCCGUCAACGCUUUCCAGGAUCUUCCUGAUGAACUGCGACUGUUGAUGCCGCUUUUCAAUGACUGUGUUAUGCGCUUGGGUACUGCAACCCGCUCAAUGGAACAGUGGGAGGAUCUCAUCAAGCUAAAGACUGGGGGCAUCUCCACUUCGUCCUUCCUCGUUUCUUCUCCGACUCAGGUCGACCAGUUCAAGGAGGGAAUGCAGUUCUCUGGCUUUGCCCUCGAUAACAACAUCCCCGAGAUGUUGGACAUGCUCUCUACUCUGGUCACGGAGACUGAUUUCUCAAGCCCCGCCGCCCCUGCUAUGAUUCAAGAACUCCUGCGCUUGACCACUAACGGAGCUUUGGAUUCCGUUGCCUCGACCGGUCACCGUUUCGCUGUGAAUGCCGCCGCGGCCAAUCUAUCCCGCAGCUUAUGGAUCCAGGAGCAACAAUCCGGUCUGGAGCAGUUGCAAGCUACCGCAAACCUUCUCCGUGAUGCGGAGACCUCUCCUGAUCGUCUUCAGGAGUUGAUUGAUAAGCUCCGGCUGAUCCAGUCAUUUGCAAUCUCGCGGUCGUCUGGCCUCCGUGUUCGUAUGGUCUGCGAGUCAGAGAGUGCCUCCCGAAAUGAUGCAGUCCUGCAGAAGUGGCUGUCUGGAUUGCCACAGGUCUCUUCGCCGCGCGCAUCAACCGCGCCAUCAUUCAAGUCUGUUGACAAGGCUUUCUAUGAUCUCCCCUACAAGGUCUACUACUCUGGUCAGGCUACUCAGACUGUGCCAUUCACCGACCCGGCUAGUGCACCCCUUACCGUACUAUCGCAGAUGCUCACUCACAACUACCUCCACCCCGAAAUUCGGGAGAAGGGUGGUGCUUACGGAGCGGGUGCUAGCAACGGUCCCCUCAAGGGCAUCUUCACCUUCAUGAGUUACCGGGAUCCCAAUCCUACGAACUCGUUGAAGGUCUUCCAGAACAGCGGUAUCUUCGCUAGGGAUCGCGCUUGGUCCGAGCGUGAGAUCGAGGAGGCCAAGCUUGGCAUCUUCCAAGGCCUGGAUGCUCCAGUCAGUGUUGACGACGAGGGUGCUCGCUACUUCAUGAGCGGUGUCACCCACGAGAUGGAUCAGCGCUGGAGAGAGCAAGUCUUGGAUGUCACUGCCAAGGAUGUGAACGAAGUUGCUGAUCGCUUCCUGGUGAACGGCUCCCGCAAGACAACCUGCGUCCUCGGUGAGAAGAAGGACUGGGCUGACUCUGAAUGGGAGGUCCGCAAGCUUUCCAUGGGUCAGCAAGAUGAUGCUCCCGCUGCUUAG